Molecule: messenger RNA, 896 nt
Organism: Cydia amplana
Lineage: Eukaryota; Metazoa; Arthropoda; Insecta; Lepidoptera; Tortricidae
Product: C3 and PZP-like alpha-2-macroglobulin domain-containing protein 8
Exons: 6
Coding region: 108-896 (262 amino acids)
Source: RefSeq, a predicted model, not a curated record
GAUUUAACGUUCAACCAAUCGUUUAACUUGGUUUAGUCUUAAACUUUAGUGGUUACUCUAGUUGUCAAUGUUGCCGAGUCCAGAGCCGCCUAAAGUGAUAAGUGAAGAUGCGUGCGGUGGAGUGUGUCGUGCUUGUUGUUGUUUUUAACUUUGUGUGUGGACAAGAAGAUGUAGAAACAGGGGACAACCUUCAGUACCAGUUUUUCCCGGUAGUGGGUAGCUCGGUGCAGUUACAAGUGCGCGCGCACAACGAUGCCCACAUCGCGCUGUCCUUGCACCCAAGGGAGACGGAUCCUCUUUAUGAGGUUGUCAUCGGAGGCUGGGAAAACACAAAAAGCGUGAUCAGAAAGAGGGUUUGCUCAUUUCAAGAAAAAGAUGCAAAGCCGACACCGCAAUACCUCAGCGAGGAUGUGUUCCGAGGUUUCUGGGUGCAUUGGGACAACGGGAUAGUGUCAGCUGGGCGCGAGGGCGAGACGAAGGCGUUCCUUUCAUGGCGAGAUAAUGAGCCCUUCUCUAUUGCUGCUGCAGGAGUGCAUACUGGAUUUGGGUCAAAGGGUGUAUGGAAGUUACAAAAUGCAUCUUUUGAAGACAUUGACGUAAGAAAUGAUGAUGAGCAUGAACAAUUACAAGUGAAAACGGGCGAUAGUAAUAAGUACCAGUUCUUCCCGGUGUCGGGCAAUAUGCUUCGCAUCAAGGUGCGCGCAGGCAACGAUGCUCAUAUUGCGCUCUCCAGCCACCCGUGGGAGUCCGGCCCAAUGUACGAGGCAAGUUACAAACUUAGGGCUGAUUUAGACGGCGCAUCGUCAUUGGCGGUUGGGAAAACUCUAAAAGCGCAAUCCGACGAAGAUAUUGCGAGCAACAAGAGAAGGACGGUCUUGCGACGCCUCAGUUCUUGA